AUGAAAGACUCGCUGUACGACCGUAUCUGGCGCCGAGAAUGCGGGGACCUCUCGUCUUAUGCCGGACUUCGGGGCAUUUACGGCUCCAAGGAAUGGAUCAAUGAUCUGGACAUCGUGAAUGAGCUCGGGGGGCACACUGGAUGUGUCAACGCUCUGAGUUGGUCCAAAUCUGGAUCUCUUCUGGCUUCGGGCUCAGACGACGAACAUUUGAAUAUCUACUCGUAUCAACCUGAAUCCUCCAGCGCACCAUUCAGCUUAAACACUACCGUCGCGACCGGCCAUAGCGCCAACAUUUUCUCUAUCAAGUUCAUGCCACAUUCCAAUGACCGAACUUUGAUCACUUGUGCUGGUGACUCGCAGGUGCGAGUCUUCGACAUUGAAUACUCCAGCAGCAGUGGGAAUGUGGCUUCCACCUCGGCAUUUGCAGCCUCGGCUCGCAGUCGGCGCUUCAAUGGCUUCUUUGAAGGAGCUCGGUAUCUGACCGAAAGCAACACCCACUGCAGGGUUUACCGCAGCCAUGCCGAUCGCGUAAAACGCAUCGUCACAGAAUCGUCUCCUUAUCUCUUCCUCACGUGCUCUGAGGAUGGCGAGGGUUUCAUGGCCUACCGACCCGGGCUGGAGCAUGAUGAUUCCAAUGUGCCUCCGCCACUCAUCUCUUACAAAAAGUAUCGCCUCGACCUCAACACGAUAUCAUGUUCUCCCAGUCAGCCACACUACAUUGCCCUGGGCGGUGCCCAUAUGCACUGCUUUCUGCAUGACCGGCGCAUGCUUGGCCGCGACACUUUAACUGAGCGAGGUAGCCCAGGAAUGUCUACCCCGAGCCCCGCCAGUCUCGACGAUGAAAUGAUGGGCAAAGCAACGCGAUGCGUUCGACGUUUUGCACCUCGUGGGAAACGCCGAAUGAAAAAUCUCGACGAUGGACACAUUACCGCUUGCAAGAUCAGUGACGCAAAUCCCGAUGAAAUGGUUGUCAGUUGGUCGGGAGAUCAUAUCUACAGCUUUGACCUUAUUCGGAGCCCCGAUACUCGAGAGCGCUCGUCUACCGAUCCAACGAUGUCCAAGACCUCGAUUACACGUCGUAAAGAUGACUCGCGGAGCCGCAAGCGCAAGCGCCCGAAGCCUGCAUCCAUGUCGUCACAAGAAAGCGGCAAUAGGCAUCAGUCUCGACGCCGGUCAGGAGAGCCUGAUGCGUUCAGAGUUACUUAUGAGAAUGGCGAAUCAGAUGAUAUUAUUUUCCCGACAGAAGGGGAACCCUCCGAAGCAUUACUCGAUUACACGAGAUAUUCUAUGCUGAGUGAGGCCCAACGGCUGAGCGCGCAAAUUGCAAAGGGGUUGGUGAAGCUUCGCCGUGCUCUGUUUUCACUGCAGGCCACGGCUCGAGGGGCUACUGAAUCUGACCAGACAGACCUUACACCAUACUCGGAAUCUUUUGCAUAUGCCUUGGCACUUGCUACUACAUGUCUUACUCAAAUGGAUGAUGUUAUUCGUAAAUGGGCUUACCCCCUGAACCCAAGCCGUGACACUGUUGCCUUUCAACAAGCUCUUCGCCGUAACCGUCAAGCAUCGUGGAGAUUUGUUCAAGCUGCUGGUGUGCUCGCUCGCGCUUUGGGCGGAAAUACUGCGUCAACCGCAGAAAGUGAUCUCGAUCUUGUAUCUGAUUUCCGGCGAAUCAUCCCAGCCCCGAACGAGGAUGAUUCUAUCGAAAGAGAGACCCAUUUUGGAUAUGACUUUUUGAAGGCAAUUUUGCUGUGGCUUCAAGGUGGCAGACAAGACCUUUUACAAGGGUUCAAACGUGGUCAUUGCCCUCGUCGGCUUGAAGGCAGAUUUCCUAUUCCUGUCGAUGCCGAUGAAGAUGCUAUCGAUAACAUUCUACUGCCUUAUCUCCAGGGAUUAGCAGGAGACACCCCCAUCGUCAAUGUCGAUGCGUCUCGCUUUGAGCAUGAUGCUACUCGCGUCUUAUUCCAGACCCAACGGGCGGCUGUCACUGCUUUCGGUAAUGCAGUCCGACUGCCUCUGGAAGAUCUGGGAGUAACAGCUGCUCGGAUAGAUAAACGCCGCGUAUCGAAUUCUUCCUCACAAGUUCGGUCUUUGGACCGGGCGUCAGCGACCCGGUUCUGGAUUCUGCGCGUGGGAAGAGGGGUUUUGUUGCAAGUUGGCACUGGAAUUGAUUAUGCAUUUGUCAAUCGGGCUUUUGGUGGGCUUCAUGCUACUACGGACGCUUCGGACAGUAAUUCCAGUGAUCUAGAAGGGGAGCCAUGCCAAGAGGACAUUGAUCCCAACGUCGAAGAAGAGCCUGUCAAGUCAAUCAACCUUGUAAGGACAGGAACGUCAAACGCUGCUGCUGCAGCAGAACAAAACACAGAUGACAGUGACAUGGAAAACUCGAAUGAAAGCGAAGACGAAGAUCAAUCCGAGGAGGAGGAUGAAGAUGAUGAAGAUCAAGAAGAAAGAGACGACGAGGAUGGGUGGAAUAUGGACCUCAUGGACUCUUCAGAUGACGAAACUGGUGAAAACUCCUCGGACGACGAAAGCGGAGAGCCUCUCUUCCUGCAUAGGGCGACACGCAAGGUACGGCGCGGAGAUGUUGAGAUAGAUGUCCCAUGUUCUGCACAUACUCGAGUUUAUCGCGGGCAUUGCAACAUCAAGACUGUCAAAGACGUCAAUUUCUUUGGUCUGAAUGAUGAGUAUGUGGUUAGUGGCAGUGAUUCCGGACACCUCUUCAUCUGGGAUCGCAAAACCGCCAACCUGGUUAAUAUCUUGGAGGGUGACAGUGAGGUCGUCAAUGUGAUUCAAGGUCAUCCUUAUGAGCCGACGAUCGCCGCAUCGGGUAUUGACAACACCAUCAAGGUUUUCUCACCGGACCGUCAUGCACAAGACCAAGCCCGCCGUGGCAUUGGUAUUCUUGACCCUGAUAACCCUGUGAAUGCACUUGGGUCGACUGUACAUAACUUGGGCGGUUUGCAGAGUCGCAAGCGCGUUCAGGACAGCUACCGCAUCAUGAGCCAGAAUGAUGUCGACCGUCGCGGCGGCAUGAGCGAGGCUUAUAUCACGAGAAGCAUGUUGGCCCGUCUUGCUGCUACUCUUCGGGGCGGACCAGGCGGGAACGGUCCUGGGCUAGGUGCGACUGUCGGUGCUGGCGAAGGGGCUACUGUAGUCCUCGAUGAAAAUUGCCAGGUUAUGUGA
Messenger RNA from Penicillium macrosclerotiorum, 3183 nucleotides. RefSeq names its product WD repeat-containing protein. Gene Ontology annotation, biological process: negative regulation of fatty acid biosynthetic process. The transcript has 6 exons. The record is from RefSeq and is a predicted model, not a curated record. Lineage: Eukaryota; Fungi; Ascomycota; Eurotiomycetes; Eurotiales; Aspergillaceae. Gene Ontology annotation, cellular component: cytoplasm; Cul4-RING E3 ubiquitin ligase complex. The coding region runs from base 1 to 3183 and encodes 1060 amino acids. Gene Ontology annotation, molecular function: protein binding.